UUGUAAUUUUUCCAAAAACAAUAAUCCUGAUUGUACAGGAGCUCAACCCAGAAUUGAGCAUCCCUGGGAAGCCGGUCCCAUGUUAGAAAAACCCCUUCUAAACCCUACCAAACACAAACACAGACGCAGAACUCUCCUUCUCAUUUUCUUCACCACUUGAAAUCUUUUAAUCUCAGUGUUUAUCUCACAAAUGGACGAACCUCAACCCCAAACGGAGCUCCUUCGCAGUUACGAGCUCCGUCUUCUCCGUUGCACUUUUUCUCUUCCACCACCAUCCGCCGACGAACGUCGUCAUGACGGCAGCGAUAGUAAUUGUAAUAUCAGUUAUCUCCACUCACUCAUCAAUGAGCUUCUCAAUUUAAUCGAAACCGGAAACUAUCUUGAAGCUCUUUCCUCGGACGCAUCAAAACUCUUCACCGUGUUACCUGACUCAUGUUCCCCUGAUCAAUAUUAUUCCGAGUUAGUAGAGCGAGUGGAACGCUUUAUAAACAACGAUGGCAUUGGCAUUGAUGACGUGGAAGUUCCCUGCAGAGUGAUUCUCGUUUUGUCUGUUGCAAUUGCCGCUUUUUUAUUCUUCACUCAGUGUAAUAUUACCGGACCAUUGGAUGAGGUUAGUAGAUGUCCUGUGCUGUUUAAAGGUGGUGAAUUUAUUGAAUGGGAAAAUUGGGCUCGAAAUCAGCUUAUGUCCAGUGGCUGUCAUUUACUUGGAAAGUUCUCUAAUCUCCAGUUUAUAGUCUUUUCUAAACUGUUGGUCAUGAAGAUAAAAGACUUGCUCUUUGGAGGAAGUUUGGCUUCUAUAUAUGGAAUUAGAACAAUUUCAUGGUGGCUUGUGAGGAUUUUACUCGUCCAACAGAGAAUUUUGGAUGAGCUAUCUUCUUCUUUGUUUGACCUACUGCAAGUGUAUAUGGGUGAAACUUUACAUCAUUUUGGCACUUUGGAGCAAGUAACAAAUUAUUGGGGGGCAAAGUUGCUUGAUGAAGAUGCUUCUUGUAUUGUCUCAAUGGUUCAUUUAGAAGCUGGCAUUAUCGAACAUGCCUAUGGACGUGUUGAUUCGUGCAGACAGCAUUUUGGGUCAGCCGAAGCUUCAGCUGGGCUUCAACUUUCUGUUACUGGGGUUCUUGGCUACCGUACUGUGCAUCAGGCAGAGCCAAAAGCCCAAAGAGUGCUUCUUAUCAACAGAAACUCAUCAAACAAAUGUGCUAUUGUUUCCUGUUCCUCAAUAAGCCGUGACCUGCAAGCACAUACAAUUAAUGAGGAAAAUUCGCUGCUGCAACAUGAAACCUCAGACAUACUUAUGACACCAAAAUUGCUAGAGAAUGGUACUGAAUCUGGAGUUAGUUUACAGGGAAAUCAUUACAAUAGUUCUGGUGUUGGUGCUCCUUUAACAGCAAUGCAGCAGGCAGUGGUUCUGGCACAGUGCCUUUUGAUUGAAAAGAGCACUCGGCAGGAUGAUUUGCAAAGAUGGGAUAUGGCUCCAUUCAUAGAGACCAUCGAUUCUCAAUCAUCAUCGCUGUUUAUUAUACAAUGUUUUUGCAACUUCUUACGAAUCCGUUGGGAGUCGACUCGUAGCCGUACAAAGGAACGUGCUUUAGGAAUGAUGGAAAAUUUGGUGGAGUCUCUCAAUAACCCUUCACCUGGAGUGGCAAAAAGAAUUCCUUUUGCAUAUGGGAUUUAUAUUCCUGCUAGUCCAGCUUUGCGGAAGGAAUAUGGUGAGCUUUUAGUGAGUUGUGGUUUGAUAGGGGAGGCACUUACAAUCUUCGAGAGUUUAGAGUUGUGGGACAAUCUUAUAUACUGCAAUCGUUUAUUGGGUAAAAAAGCGGCAGCUGUUGAACUCAUCAAGAAACGACUAUCCGAAAGGCCUGAUGACCCAAGUUUAUGGUGUUCAUUGGGCGACGUUACAAAUAAUGAUAGCUGCUAUGGAAAAGCUCUUGAAGUAUCAAAUGAUAAAUCUGCACGAGCAAAGAGAUCUCUUGCUCGCAGUGCAUAUGAUAGAGGAGAUUAUGAGACUUCUAAAGUGCUAUGGGAAUCUGCUAUGGCCUUGAAUUCUUUAUAUCGAGAUGGUUGGUUUGCUCUUGGGGCUGCUGCCUUGAAGGCUAGAGAUGUUGAAAAGGCUUUGGAUGGAUUCACUCGAGCCGUUCAGCUUGAUCCUGAAAAUGGGGAAGCUUGGAAUAAUAUUGCAUGUUUGCAUAUGAUCAAGAAGAGGAACAAUGAGGCUUUCAUUUCAUUCAAGGAAGCCCUCAAACUCAAACGAGACAGCUGGCAGUUGUGGGAAAACUACAGUCAUGUUGUCAUGGAUGUGGGCAAUGUUCGUCAGGCUCUGGAAGCUAUACAGAUGGUUUUGCAUAUAACCAGCUGUAAACAAGUUGAUGCUGAUUUGUUGGAAAGAAUUAUGCUAGAAAUAGAGGGAAGAGCUUCAAGUAGACAUUCUAUUUAUCUUCCAGCGACCGGUGAUACUAAUUCCACCAAUCAAACUUGUUUUGAUGACUCUCAAAAUGAUUCAGAAGUACAAGCAGGUUGGUCACGGGAAACUGAGCAGUUAGUGGAGCUCUUUGGUAAAAUACUUCAGCAGAUAAUUAAAAGCGAUAGUAGAGCAGAUAUAUGGGGUUUAUACGCAAGAUGGCACAAAAUUAAAGGAGAUCUUACAAUGUGCUCUGAAGCACUAUUGAAGCAAGUUAGAUCAUAUCAGGGAUCUGAUUUGUGGAAAGAUAGAGAUCGGUUUAAAAAGUUUGCACAUGCCUCAUUGGAACUAUGUAAGGUCUAUAUGGAAAUAUCUUCCUCUACUGGUAGCCGGCGUGAACUCUUUGCUGCAGAGAUGCACCUGAAAAACACAGUUAAACAGGCUGAGAGCUUUUCAAACACAGAAGAAUUCAGUGAUCUGCAAACUUGUCUUGAUGAAGUCAAGGUGAAGCUUCAAUCUGCUUUGCCAUCUUAAGGAACUUAAGAACUCUCCAUGGCGGUGUUAUUCUGCAAUGUGAAAGAUCACUAAUUCAGUUUCAAACUUCUGGGGCUCAAGCUCUUGGAGCACGCGUGGAAGGAGAAUGCUGGAGUUUGCUAACAUAUAAAACACACGAGGGUUUCUGGACGUUUGUAGGUUUACACAUGCUUGUACACAUAGUUUUCUCCCUUUAGACCUCUUAAAGUUAGGGUUUUUGUCUUCUCCUCAUUUCCAUUGUCAAGUAACUUAGUAUAUAUUUCAUCUUUGACUUGUCCUGUUGUAACUGUUUCUUUGUACAUCCAUCAUAGUUUAGAUAAUUUAUAAAAUCAAGUUCCUAAUU
Molecule: messenger RNA, 3275 nt
Organism: Ricinus communis (castor bean)
Lineage: Eukaryota; Viridiplantae; Streptophyta; Magnoliopsida; Malpighiales; Euphorbiaceae
Product: tetratricopeptide repeat protein 27 homolog
Exons: 22
Coding region: 191-2932 (913 amino acids)
Molecular function (GO): protein binding
Source: RefSeq, a predicted model, not a curated record